This is a messenger RNA of Humulus lupulus (European hop), 1482 nucleotides long. RefSeq lists its product as uncharacterized. The record is from RefSeq and is a predicted model, not a curated record. Lineage: Eukaryota; Viridiplantae; Streptophyta; Magnoliopsida; Rosales; Cannabaceae. Bases 1 to 1482 code for a protein of 493 amino acids. The transcript is spliced from 3 exons.
AUGGAACAUCACUUUCCGACAUGGGAUUUCUAUUCCAGCUCUGUCAUUGAGGGUCGGCUGUUGAUUAUCUGGAGGAAGACUUUUGCUAAGAUUAUUGUCAUUGAGGAAUCCAGUCAAUAUGUUCAUUGUGUGGUUCGGUUGGCUGGUUUGCAGCAAUUUUUUGGUGUCACUUUUGUUUAUGGUGUUAACACAAUUGAAGGGAGGAAAGUUCUUUGGGAGGGAUUACAUUGUCCAGCUUUUUUAGACAAAGCUUGGUUGAUUAUAGGGGACUUUAAUGCCCCUUUUUCUAGUCAAGAUAGAUCAUGUGGUAAACCUGUAUCUAAGCUAGAAUUGGCUGAUCCUAUUCAUUGGCUUGUUGAAGCUCAUGUUGAACCUCUAAGAAGAAUUGGCUCGUAUUUUACCUGGACUAAUAAUCAACAAGAUGCAGCUCGAAUUUAUUCGAAAAUUGAUCAUGCUCUUACAAACGAAAAAUGGAUUGACAUGUUUCCUCAGUCGAUUGAGUUCCGAGAUUUGGUUACAGUUAGUUGGAGGUCUCCUCUUAGAGCUACAGGAAUUAAAGCCAUAUUUUUCAAGUUGCUGAGACUUAAACACAGUCUGAAAGGUUUUAAUAGGGAUACUGUUGGUGAUCUGAAGGCUGCAUACUACAGAGCUAAAGAGGCUUAUCAAGAAGCUCAAAUGCAGGCUCAAGCUCACCCUCAAGUUUACAGUUAUCAGGAAGAGGAGAGAAAAGCUGUUGCUAGUUUUUCGGUUCAGGAGAAAUCUUAUCACAACUUUUUGAUGCAGAGGAAAGAAGGAAAAGUUGUGGAUAAUUUCUCAGAAGUUGUCUCUCAUUUUAUGAACCAUUUCAGAUGUUUCUUAGGAAGUCCUAGUUCGGCUACUAGUAGAAUAAAUUUGCAGAUUGUUGAUUUAGGCUCUAAGCUUUCUACUGAGCAACAAUUACAGAUUCUUAAACCUUUUUCUAAGAAAGAAAUCAGGGAGUCUUUGUUUAGCAUUCCCCCUACUAAAUCUCCAGGUCCUGAUGGUUUUGGCUCUGGCUUUUUUAAAGCUAGUUGGCCAGUUGUUGGGGAUGAGGUCUGUUCGGCUAUAUCUCACUGUUUUGAGUCAGGCUAUUUUCCUUCAAAUCUUCAUGAAACCACUUUUUCUCUUAUCCCUAAGGUUGCUAACCCUUCUAGGGCAGUUGACUAUAGACCUAUAGCUUGUUGCUCCACCUUGUACAAGUGCAUGGCGAAGCUGAUCUGUAAGAGACUGGCUUUAGUUCUCCCUGACCUUGUUCAACCUAAUCAGGGAGCGUUUGUUAAGGGUCGUUCUAUAGCCCAUAAUAUCAUGAUUUUUCAAGAUCUUAUCAAACAUUAUGGGAGGAUUUCUACUUCUUCGCGAUGCGCCAUCAAGAUUGAUAUAUGUAAGGCCUAUGACACUGUUGAUUGGGACUUUCUUGAGGACUUGUUAAGAGCUCUAAACUUUCCUCAAAAAUUCAUAGGAUAG